AUGUUUCGUAAAGGACGUGGCGUUUUUGAACUCAAGAAUGAUGAAGUCCUACAGAUUUUGAUGGGUGACAAUAGUGACGAAGAAGACGAUUUACAACUGGACGAAGAAGAUCAAAGGAUUUUGACGCAGGAUGAUGAUCAAGGGGUCUCUGACGUUGAAAUUGAAGAUACUCCAGUUCCACCUCAGGAAUCAGUAAGUCUGCCACCUGAACCAACAUCGUCUACAGCUGUUUUACCCGUCAACGGAGCACACAGUAAUCAAGAACCACUUUUCAAGUGGAAUCAGAGCACAUCCGUGCCAAAUACUUUUAUUAAUUAUCAAGAAGUUGAUGCUGAUGUAUUGACUCCCUUUGACAUAUUUUGUUCAACUACAAAUUUUUAUAUUUUAGUUCAAAAUAUAGUACAGGAGUCAGUACGUUACGCUCAUUAA
This is a messenger RNA of Parnassius apollo (apollo), 429 nucleotides long. Lineage: Eukaryota; Metazoa; Arthropoda; Insecta; Lepidoptera; Papilionidae. The record is from the annotation of a GenBank genome assembly.